Balaenoptera acutorostrata (minke whale) is the source of this 1422-nucleotide messenger RNA. RefSeq names its product craniofacial development protein 1 (gene CFDP1). The coding region runs from base 140 to 862 and encodes 240 amino acids. The record is from RefSeq and is a predicted model, not a curated record. The transcript is spliced from 6 exons. Lineage: Eukaryota; Metazoa; Chordata; Mammalia; Artiodactyla; Balaenopteridae.
CCCUUUGCGCCUGUGCACAGGCUGCGGGGGCCGCCCCAGCUACCGCCGCCCCUGCAGCAGCUCUAUCUAUGGUCUCUCCCUAGAGCUUUGCCGUUGGGGGUAGCUGCUGCGGGCUCUGUUCGCCCCGCGCGGCAGCGACAUGGAGGAAUUCGACUCCGAAGACUUCUCCACCUCAGAGGAGGACGAAGACUACGUGCCAUCCGGUGGAGAGUAUAGUGAAGAUGAUGUAAAUGAAUUAGUGAAGGAAGAUGAAGUGGAUGGUGAAGAGCAGACACAGAAAACCAAAGGGAGAAAAAGAAAGGCUCAGAGCGUUCCGGCCAGGAAGAGAAAACAAGGUGGCCUCUCGUUAGAAGAAGAGGACGAGGAGGAUGCCAACGAGGAAUCUGGAGGAAGUAGUAGUGAGGAGGAAGAAGCAGCUGCAGAGCCAGGAAAAGGCAUUGAGUCAGAGGAUGCAAGGAAAAAGAAGGAAGAUGAACUAUGGGCCAGCUUCCUCAAUGACGUAGGACCAAAAUCAAAAGUGCCUCCGCGUACACAAGUUAAAAGAGGAGAGGAGGCUGAAGAGACAAGUUCAAGUAAAUUGUUGGUCAAAGCAGAAGAGCUAGAGAAACCUAAAGAAACAGAAAAAGUUAAAAUCACCAAGGUGUUUGAUUUUGCUGGUGAAGAAGUCAGGGUGACUAAGGAAGUGGAUGCUACAUCUAAAGAAGCCAAAUCCUUCUUCAAGCAAAAUGAGAAAGAAAAACCCCAGGCUAAUGUCCCUUCAGCUCUGCCGUCACUUCCUGCCGGGUCAGGCCCUGGCUCCAAACAACACUGUGCUACACUGGUGUGCAUUUACCCAAAAGCAAACCCUGAGACAAAGGUCUGAAUGCAACUCAUUCGUGUGGGAGGUGAUUCCAGGAAGCCCGAGCAGGGAAGUGAAGAGGCGUGGGAAGGCAGCCAGUGCGGGGUGUACUUUCCAGCCGCUGCUGGUGGUGGCUGCUCCUCAGUCCUGCUGGUAGACUUGCAAGGGCGAGGAGGCUGGGGUAUUUACCCUCCAGCUCCCGUCCGUGCUGGCUCAGCUGCUUCCACGGCGCCCAGGCCACGAGCUGCAGGUGUUUGCAGUGACGCUGCUCUCAGGGUGUCAUGGCGGUGAGUGCAAGGGCGUGUGGAUGGCCUGUGUCCACAUCGGCUGCAUACUUUUUAUCUGCUUCUUAAUCCAAGCAUUUCUCUCCCACUGGAGCAACUAGGUGGCAGAAGUCGUGUAGUAGUUACGCAGGAACCUGAGAAGGAAAAGGAUUUGAGUGCUUGCUACCACAGUGGAAAUUAGGCAAACACCGAGGAAGGCAUCUGUGAGAGGAGCAGAGUAAUGCGAACAGAGUUCUCCAGACUGACCCUCUUAAUACUCUAGGCCAGUACUUUUCAAGCUGUGGUUUGCAAUCAUCAUUU